CAGAGAAGGAACUAAAAUGAUUAUUAAAUGCAGAGCAAAAUCCUACAGACCUUUUUCCUGUGAGGCUUGCAUAUAAGUACACCUGGUUACUAAUAGAGUUACCUCGCAAACUGAUUGUCUUCACCUCGACAGCUUCAUCCCUAGAAGCCAUUCAUUAGCUUUACUGCACAAGCGGUACGAGGAUAGUUGUAGGCCGGGUUCAUACCUUUGUUAGAUAUGGAGGGGGGCAAUGAUGUCAACACGGACAAAUCAGAUGAGAUCCUCCUGCCCGGGUUCCGGUUCCAUCCUACGGAUGAAGAGCUGGUUAGUUUCUACCUCAAGAAGAAGAUCCAGAAAAAGCCUAUCUCCAUUGAGCUCAUCAGGCAACUGGACAUCUAUAAGUUUGAUCCAUGGGAUCUGCCAAAGCUUGCAAGCACCAGCGGCGAGACGGAGUGGUACUUCUACUGCCCAAGGGACCGAAAGUAUCGCAACAGCGAGAGGCCGAACCGAGUCACAACAGCUGGGUUCUGGAAAGCCACAGGAACAGAUAGACCGAUUUACUCCUCCGAGGGCACUCGGUGCAUAGGCCUGAAGAAGUCCCUUGUCUUCUACAAAGGCAGAGCGGCAAGAGGGAUGAAAACUGACUGGAUGAUGCACGAGUUCAGGCUUCCUUCCCUCACCGAUCCAUCGCUUCCCAAGAGACCGAUCGACAAGAACAUCCCGCUUAACGACUCUUGGACGAUAUGCAGAAUCUUCAAGAAGACCAGCUCGAUGGCCCAGCGGUCGCUGUCUCACACUUGGGGGUCUCCAAUGCCUGGGGCAGCUGAGCAAGAUCCCUUCUCUGGGAUGCAAUCGGUGCAAGCUUCACAUUUUUCUUCUGAGAGCUCCUCCCGCUCACUGCACGUUGCAGCAGCACCAGCAAGUCAGUUAAUCACCAGCAAAUAUGGCUUCCAGGGACGGCAGCAGCAUUUUCAGAAAUCCAGCAACACACAGGAUGGCUCCUCAUGCAAGGUCAUAAGCUUCAACUACAGUCCACCUCUGGAAGUCCAGAAAGCUCCCAUCAUCUUGCCAUUCCAGACACAGCCAUCGCAGAAGCCCACGCAAGCUACGCCACAUCUCUUCAACCUACAGUUUGGGAAGCCUGAGCAGAUCGCCGGGUUUGUGGGGUAUUCUUCUGCAGAUAUAAGCGUGGGCAUGGGCUGCAGGAACCAAGAAUCAUCAACAAUAAAUCCUGACAAUACCUUCAGCAUGAACAGUGAGUGGGAGGCUCCGGAGAGGCUCAACUUCCCAUUCGAUUCAGGAGCAGGCUCUUUGGAUGACUGGAAGUGCGACAUACCUUGGGAAUCCUUUCUUAGCCCAACCGCGUCUGUGGGAUAAACCAGCUAACAGAAAGUGUGAACUACUUGUCUGAGACUUCUAUUUAGACUUCGGUGGAACAAACGACAACAGUGGACACUUGAAAUACUGACAUAAGGU
Messenger RNA from Lolium perenne, 1455 nucleotides. Its product is annotated as protein FEZ-like. NCBI's taxonomy places the organism in Eukaryota, Viridiplantae, Streptophyta, Magnoliopsida, Poales, Poaceae. The record is from RefSeq and is a predicted model, not a curated record. Gene Ontology annotation, biological process: regulation of DNA-templated transcription. Gene Ontology annotation, molecular function: DNA binding.